Messenger RNA from Gregarina niphandrodes, 1575 nucleotides. RefSeq lists its product as hypothetical. The record is from RefSeq and is a predicted model, not a curated record. The coding region runs from base 1 to 1575 and encodes 524 amino acids. The transcript has a single exon. NCBI's taxonomy places the organism in Eukaryota, Apicomplexa, Conoidasida, Eugregarinorida, Gregarinidae.
AUGCGCGUGCAAAUUGCUGGUCGUAAUCUAGGGCUGCGAAGAGGCAGGUUUUGGCUGCUGGGCGUGUCCAAUGGGUUAGAACUGCCCGAGACCCCAGGCUCGACUGAAGGUAUCUCGUCUACUGAAGGUAUCUCGUCUACUGAAGGUAUCUCGUAUAGGUGGAAUUGGGAAGGCAAAAAGGUGUACGAGUGUGUGCCGUACUGGGUGGGUCGUUACUGGGAGCCGCUAGAUCGCACGGGGUUUGCGAAGCUGGAGGCCAGGUAUUCGACACACGCGGCAAAGUUACGUGCUGAUUGGGUCCAUGACGGGCCGGCUUUCCGGCGUGAGGCGCAGAUGAUUGAUGGCCCAGUGGAUGACGUGGUGGGAUAUGAUCCUUCCGAGGGGUGGACAAUGACGGGUGAAAACGAAUUGGUGCGCUCGGUAUAUAUUCCUACGUUGGGUAUCUUGACGAAGAAAAGUCAAGAUGCAUUAUUGAAAGCUAAGGAUAGGGGUGGUUUAUUUGCCGACCCUUAUGAAGCUCAUACGGCUUUGUAUGCGAAAAUAACUCGCGAAGGUUGGGAGCGUUUGCGGUCAGUGAAUGUUGAGAACUUCUUGAAGUGUUCGUUAAAGUAUGUUGAGUUGGCAGCUAUUGUAUCAAGCGCUUACGCGCGUCCGUUCGGUUUAGUGGAUGAAAAUGUACGCGCUCGUGUCGUUCGAGCUUUGGGUCCCAAGGCGUUCCCACUUGCCAUAAGUAACUGGUUAAGCGGUUGUUUAUUACAACGUACUAUGACUCCCGUAGAAUCAUUCGCUAAAUUCUGCUGCCGUCUAGGUUAUAACCCGCCAACAAAUGGCAGGUUCGAAUCCCUCCGACGUGUCUUGCCACCACUACAAACACCACCCGACUUAAAUAUUCUUGAGACGAAAGUUCGGCGUCUACUUAUCAAUCUUAGCAAUCUACCGGAAGUCACUGCGGAGGAAUUUGGAGAACUCCGACGAUACUCCGGCAAACCGGAAAUCAUUCAACGAGCCAAAAGAACAACACUUCAUCACCACCCGCCACCCACCAAGAGACAUCGCACUAUCGAUCGUCCAAUAUCCGAGACCAACUACUUGACAAACCAAGGUUUGAACCUUCCUUCGAACACCUACCAGACUGUACAAAUCAUUUCGAUAGAUCUCGUCUCUCCGCCCCAAAUGCCGCCAGAUUUUUCACCACCGGUGCUUGGGGGCGGUCUGGCUACUGGUUCUGCGUCUCACGAAUCUGCGUCUCACGAAUCUGCGUCUCACGAACCUGCGUCUCACGAACCUGCGUCUCACGAUCCUGCGUCUCUGGAUUCGUUAAGCCACAGUGUUGAAGGCAACGACCCAUUUAUGCAGCUCAGCUCUCUAAACCAAGUGAUGGAGCCGCUGGAAUCGGCGUCACAGGAAUUGACGUCCGUACCUCUGCACCCGAGUUUUGGCAGCGAUCAGUCCCUGGACCUCGCUGGGGCGCUGUCUAUGUCUUCAGCUCCCUCGUUCGAGGUGCCCGAAUCCGAAGAAUGGAUAAAUUCUGAUUGGCAAAGUUUCGUAGUCGACUGGAACGGUGAGCUGUCAUGA